This is a messenger RNA of Acyrthosiphon pisum (pea aphid), 579 nucleotides long. RefSeq lists its product as uncharacterized. The coding region runs from base 110 to 529 and encodes 139 amino acids. NCBI's taxonomy places the organism in Eukaryota, Metazoa, Arthropoda, Insecta, Hemiptera, Aphididae. The transcript is spliced from 2 exons. The record is from RefSeq and is a predicted model, not a curated record.
CAAGUAUUUUUUAAUGAUUAAUAAAUUAUGAGUUCAAAUAAGAUUUAGAUAAUUAGAUUUAAUGUGAACUUUGAAUUAACGAAUAUUUUGAUCUUUAGAAUAUUUUCAAAUGACUUCAAUGAAAAACUUCACACAAGUUGAAGUCACUGGUGAUGCUGAUGCUGUUACCAGUGAAUUAUAUGUUGAAAACACGAUUGAAAAUCCUGCAUGGUAUACAGUUGAAGAUAAUCAUGUUUCUUUGGUAUCUGAAAAUAUUGAGAAAGUCAUUAAGCUUGAAACUGAUGUGUUGGAUGAUUGUAUAUGGGAAAGUAGAAUCGAAAUUACUAAAUAUGCUGACAACCAAAGUAAUAUGGAGUUACCCUUGGAAAGUCAGGUAAUAUCUUUUUUAAAUAAUACAUUCUUGUUGUAUGCGGUUUAUCGCUUUAAAUCACCUAGUAUUGUACCUACGUUAUUAUUUUUCACAAGUCAGAUAAAAUAUUUUACAACAUUUAACUUGAUAAUUCUAUUGGCUAUUCUGAUUAAUCUGUGACAGCAACAAAAAUAUUUUAUUUAAAAAAAUAUGCAAUUAUCAGUCAUGAA